AUGACAGUGGAAACUAAAAGUUACCAUCAACGGCUGCAAACAAUGCAAACAAAUAUUUGCACUAAUUUAAAGCAAGAACCGGAGAUAACUGAACAAUCCGAUUUCUCGCAUACCGGUUUCACAUCCAAGUCCGAGGAAAAUUAUAUAAUAAUGGAAACUUCGCAAUCGAUUUCACAACCAUCAACAUCAACACGUCCGGAUUCAGUAUGGCAACGUAAGGUUUGUGCUUAUGUGGCAUCAUCACGACAGGAAAUACUAAAUGAUGAUGAUUUCAAUCGGAAUUUAAAACAAGCUCUGGAAGCAAUCGAAGCUGGCAUACAACCAAUACGCAUUGCAGCUGGAAGUUCCGGAUCAUAUUUUGUGCGUGAUAUCAAUCAUCAAAAUAUAGCAGUAUUCAAACCAAAAGAUGAAGAACCAUUUGCGCCACAAAAUCCCAAAUGGCCAAAAUAUUUGCAACGUGUACUUUGCUUUUGCUGUUUUGGAAGAGCAUGCCUUAUACCAAACAAUGGUUAUAUGUCAGAAACUGCUGCUUCUCUUGUUGACGAAAAAUUUCAA
Molecule: messenger RNA, 555 nt
Organism: Cercopithifilaria johnstoni
Lineage: Eukaryota; Metazoa; Nematoda; Chromadorea; Rhabditida; Onchocercidae
Source: the annotation of a GenBank genome assembly